Molecule: messenger RNA, 627 nt
Organism: Manihot esculenta (cassava)
Lineage: Eukaryota; Viridiplantae; Streptophyta; Magnoliopsida; Malpighiales; Euphorbiaceae
Product: protein SRC1
Exons: 2
Coding region: 108-416 (102 amino acids)
Molecular function (GO): metal ion binding
Source: RefSeq, a predicted model, not a curated record
CUUUAUACUGAUUGGCCUAUAAAUAAACAAGUUCUCCACCCGCAUUUCCUCAUCUCAUCAGAUCAGAGUCACAGAAACAAAAACUUUGAUUUCAGAAGAAAGAGAAAAUGUCAGGAAUAAUUCACAAGAUUGAGGAGACUCUCCACAUCGGAGGAAACAAGAAGGAAGAGCACAAGGGAGAGUCUCAUGGCCAUGGAGAUCACAAAGAUCACAAAGAUCACAAGGAUCACAAGGGCGAUCACCACAAGGGAGAAGGCGAGCACAAGGAAGGGAUUGUUGACAAGAUAAAGGACAAGAUCCAUGGAGAUCAUGAGCAUGGUGACGGCGACAAGAAGAAGAAGAAGAAGGAAAAGAAGAAGCAUGAGCAUGGCCAUGAUCACGAUGGUCAUAGCAGCAGCAGCAGCGACAGCGAUUAGGGAGAUCUUCUCACAUAUCCAUUAUUCAGGUGUUAUGGAGUAUGAACAUAUCCGAGUUUUUCCUUUUCUGCUAGUGUUUGACAACUGCUUUAAUCUGAGGAAAAAAAAAAAAUUACGUAUGAAAGUUUGAUGCUGUGGAUGGCGUGAGCCGUGAUGUAUUGAUGUAUCUGUAAAUGUGCCCAAAUAUUAUAAUAAAAGGAUAUGUUAACUA